Platichthys flesus (European flounder) is the source of this 1979-nucleotide messenger RNA. Its product is annotated as dickkopf-related protein 2-like. NCBI's taxonomy places the organism in Eukaryota, Metazoa, Chordata, Actinopteri, Pleuronectiformes, Pleuronectidae. The record is from RefSeq and is a predicted model, not a curated record. Gene Ontology annotation, cellular component: extracellular region. Gene Ontology annotation, biological process: multicellular organism development; negative regulation of canonical Wnt signaling pathway. Gene Ontology annotation, molecular function: receptor antagonist activity; co-receptor binding. The coding region runs from base 1 to 849 and encodes 282 amino acids. The transcript is spliced from 4 exons.
AUGGUGGUGAUGCUCGUGCUCGUGCUGUCGGCGUGGUCUCGAGGCGGGGAGGCGCGUGUCCGGCUCAACUCCAUCAGGACGGUGAUCCUGAGGGAAGGGCACGCGCUGCCGGUGAACCGGAGCACGUGGGAGCCGAGUCUGGACCUGACGCUCUACCAGUGCAUGAGCGACCUGGAGUGCAGCGAGGGCAGCUACUGCCACGCCCCCAGCAAAGGCCCCGCCCACUCACGGUGCCAGACCUGUCACAGGAGGAAGAAACGCUGCCAUAGGGAUGGAAUGUGUUGCCCCGGAAACCGCUGCAGCAACAAUAUCUGUGUCCCUGACGUCGACAGUUUUAUAACUCAGACGAUCCCAGGCUCUGACGGAGGUUUGAGUCUGCUGUCCAAAAAGAAAGGAUGGAAGAAGAGAGGAAGAGUGGACAUGAAAGGGACAAGCGGUAAAGGUCAGGUCGGGGAUCCUUGUCUGCGCUCGACCGACUGCUCGGACAGUUUGUGCUGCGCCCGACACUUCUGGACCCGCAUCUGCAAGCCGGUGUUGAGGGAGGGACAAGUUUGCACGAGACACCGACGGAAACGGAACCACGGCCUGGAGCUGUUCCAGCGAUGCCCGUGUGCUGACGGGCUGGGCUGCCGGACGCUGCGAGAGCCCGGCGCCAAGCCUUCAUCGUCGCUGUUGUCUUCCUCAUCAUCGCUCCUGGCGGCGGCGGCGAAGUCCAAGUUUGCAUCUGCUCCUUCCCACCACUCGUCUCCUCGCUCGGCCUUGUCGCCUUCGACCUCUUUGUCGUCAACAAAGUCGUCGUCGCUGUCAGCCGUGGCAAAAACCAGACUUCAUGUUUGUCAGAAGGACUGAGGAGGGGAAGGACGGACGUAGAGAAAGAAAGAGGGGAUGAUGGAGGCAGGGAAGAGCUGCGUCUCUUUGCCGGUGACAGAGUCCAGAGACAGAGUCAGGUGGUGUGAGAGGCGACCAAUGAAAACCUUUUUUACACCUGUGAAUACAACAACCCCCAAAACUGUCCCACGACCUCGAUGCUAAUUCGCUUCCUGUCAGUCUGCAUUCACACUCAGCCGCAUGUGAAACCCUUUGUGGUUCAGAUCUGGUUUCCUCCCGGUGUCUAGACGAUCAGAAACCACUUUAAAGUCCGGUUUGACUCCAUUUACACCAACAGGAAAACCGGAGUCUGUUGUGAGGCUUCCAGGAUCCAAAGAUCUCAAUCAAGUGCUUUUAUUUUGGAAAAACACAUUUCCAUUAUGUUCUGAAAAACACAUUUCAGAACAUAAUGGAAGUAAGAAAGUAAAGAUAUAUUUUAUGCUAACACUAACUUAUUGAGCUGCUCCCCCCGCGACCAGACCCCGGAUAAGCGGAUGAAAAUGAGAUGAGACUAACUUAUCGAUGGAGCAGCUCUAUUAAACCUCUUGUCACCAUAUUCUGUUUGUUUUUUUAAGAUUAGUUGCAGAUAUAUUAUAAAAAUAUUUGAUUUAUCCAAUGAUAUAUCAAAUACUAUUUUGAUUAGUGUUAAUACAUUUUUAAACUUCAGUAACCCGGUGGUGCUUUUCGGCACGUAGCCACUAAAAUGUGAUAAAUUCAUUAGAGCUGCUCACAUUAGCCAAACUCAAGGUGGACGGUUGACCAGGAUUCAUUUACAUGUAUGAAAUGAAUUUGUAUUUUCUCCACUGAAACUCCCGUUGAAACACCUGAACCACAAAUACACAUUCCAACGCCUCUGUAGUCUGAAACAAUUUGCAUCUGACUCUGGAAACGGUGGAGAUCACAGAGAUGCUAAUGUGAGGGACGUCAAUAGUCUGGACGUCAAUAGAAACUCUUUGAAUCCUCAUUCACCUGCGUAGCGAUAAAACAUUGAAUCCUCGUUAGAGGCCGGAGGUUUGUCCUGUUGGAUUUGCACUGUUGUUAGUGAGAGAGUUAUUUUUCUAUUAGUGGUUAUAUUUCUGAUUAAUGUUGGUGAGAUGAUUUGUUUGUUAACG